This is a messenger RNA of Amoebophrya sp. A25, 2921 nucleotides long. Lineage: Eukaryota; Dinophyceae; Syndiniales; Amoebophryaceae. The record is from the annotation of a GenBank genome assembly.
GGCUGCAUCUGUCCGAGUAGGAGUAAGUUUGGCUUUACGGUAACCUCGUAAUUGAAUCUAUCAUCAAUUACAUCUCUUAUCUGGUGCGUCCUAAAUUUCAUUCAGGCUCGUCCGGAAAUAAAUUUGCUUCCCAAUAGCCCUUUAACUUUACGAAAAUUGAUUGAAGAUUUCCUGACUGCCUAACCAUUUUCCUGUCAUCGCAUAUGAAUUUUUUUCUUCAUACUUGCGACUCGACGUACGGGUUAUUCAUGUUGAUUGAAUUUAGUUGAAGGAGGUCUCUUCAUCUUCAAGACCUCUUCAAAUAACAUCUUCAUUUUCAAUUACUGACGGCUGUUUUCCCGAAAAAAUUCAAAAUUUAUUUACGGUUGCCUUCCCGAACAUCAAAUUUUUCCAUCAUGUUUCUUUCAUCUUUUGGAUCAUCUCAUUGUUCUGCUAUCACCGAGCACAGCACAUCAUGGAAGACGAUGUUGGAGAACUCACCCGAUGCACUGACUCAAGGCUCAACAUCGUCCGCAAGCACGGAAGCAGAUUCUUUUGGGUGUUCAACUGAAGACUCAGCGUCAGACUUCGACAAUGCGUCUACUUGUGGGAAACGUAGAUCAUCGACGUGUUCGACAGGCACCACUGGAAGCACGGCUCCUUCCAGUAGAGGUCAUUCGACGCCUCAUCGAAGCAGCACAUACACACACGCACACAGCCAUAGGAGAAGCCUUAGUAACAGCCCUGAAACCGACGACGAAGGAGCAACUUCCCCUGCCCGUCGUAUCGCUUCUGCGAUACUCAAUGUACCUCUCUCGGUUUCCGCACUGACAGUGGGAAAAGCAGCUGAGGUGACGCAGAUCUUGUCGGAACCUUUGUUACCUACUGAGCCGAUUCCACUGGGUUUGCAUAUCCAGUACUAUAGGAGUCAUGGAGGAAAUCGCAUUCGCAAUCGUUCGACGUCUGAUCCGAAAGGUAAAAACAAAAGGUGUACUUCCACUUCCUGGCAAGUCUCCCUCUCAAAAUCCGAUGGCUUGCUCACCCGAGAUGUGGAAAGCAUACUGCGUAUCAGAGGUUUGCGAGGUGAUAAAGUGAAACGUCGGUUGCGAUCACUGGUGGCUGGGACGAUCGACCGCUCUUUGCGAAGAUUGGAAUUGAUGCGUAUGAAGCAUGGACAGGCGAAAGCGAAGUUGAAACAUAGAAAUAUAUCUGAUAGCAACAAAAGGAAAAGCAAAAGCGGAAGUAUGGCUAUUUCCCCGGCAUUGAAAACGCAGUUUCCGCAAGAGAGCUUUGUGGUCGUGAAUGAUUUUGCCGUACAAGAUGCUCAACUCCAAGUUCAAGAAGGUGCCAUGGUCGACCCUCAAUACCUGUUGAGCGUGACUCGUGGCGGGGAGCACAUUGAUGGCAACUCAACAAAUCUUAAAGGCGGCCCAUCAUCUUGUUCCUCCACAAAUGCAACGGUGACGCAACUGCAAUUACCCAAAAGCCACUCCCGCGGAGGUGGCCUUGUUAAACUCCCCUACCGUCUCGGCAAGCAAGUAGUGACAACAUCGCUGAAACUGCAGAAAGCGUUGGUCUUUGGCCCAUCUAUGACGGUGACGAAGCAACUCGUGAUUCCAACAGUGAGGUUCACUAUGCUGGAUGGCAACCCCUUCUUCCAGCUCUUCCGCCGUACUCUGCGAAGCAACUCACCAGGUUAUCGACUAGGAGAAGCCGCAGUCGAGUACUACUGUGAGGUCAUGGCUUGGCUUUGUGAAAAAGGUGUUGGAGCAGCGCUGUCGAUCGUGCAUUCACUCCAAUUUGCGGGAAAAACUGGUGUGCGAACGGUUAGGAGCUAUCUGGCAUGGGCAGAUUGGGCUGUAAGGAGAGGUAAUGUAGUUUCUGCUGCUUAGAAUGCAGGAUUUUGAGUCUUGUUAAAUUGUUUUCAAUUUCAUCACGACAAAAAUGUUAAAAUUUUUAACUUUUUUAAAAAAUUAAAGUCUUUUCCGUGCGAAUUUGGCAUGCUCUGACUCUAAAUCCAACAUGCAUCAAAAACCCACGACAGUUAUGCUCCGCAGUCUCCGAGCCGGGCUCCGACUGACGACCAACCUGCUAUCUUUUGGCGCUUCCGUUCCUGCACACCUCUUUUUCGGUGGAGGUCACUGCAGCCACACGCGCAACGGUUUCCUCUUUUCCGCCAAUGAAUCUAGAAGUUUUCCGAUCACAACCGGUGCAGUCCGCAGGUUACGUUCUGCUACGACCUCAGUUGUGAGUCAACUAGCUGGCCUAACUAUGGGUGCAGUGGACGCACUAGUUCCUCCAAAGGAUGUGAUACCAAGUGGCACUCGUAUCGACCUCUGCUUCGCUAGUCUGGGGAAACUGCCGAUAAGGCGAGAAUGGAGCGUCAAGGUGAGCUUUGAGGAUGGAGAAAACAAGGGAGAUGAACAUGAAGUAGAAGGAACAAAGACAAGAACAGUCAUAAAAGAACUAGACGUAGACCAACGUCAUACACGUGAAAUGAUCAGACUAGUUCUCGAAGAGGAGUUUUUGAGCAUGAUAAAUGUGCACAGCGCGAUCAUCUUUGCGCCUAAUUUAGAAUCUGAUUAGUGACCAAUGAGCAGCAUGUAGAUGUAAUAGAAUUACUACUUGAAAUUAUAGGUAGAAUGAAGUACAACUGACUCAGCUCCUAGGAGUUGCUAGGGUUGGAAGAUGCAUAGUAACUGUAGUGAGAACUUCUUGGCUAAUCAAGAUCAGAUUACCAUGCUAUACAUAUAAUUUGAUAUUUAGAGAAGCUGAAAAAUAAGCGGCUAGAAGUAAGGAAGCUGAGAAUUAUGCGGCUAUUAUAGGGCUAGUAGGGAAUAUCGAACCUCCAUGUGUAACACAACAUUGAGGAACAAGACAACAAACAUAAGAACGAAUAUGGGAAGUAUCCUGUAAUAUCCUGCAAUUAUGCAGAUGCAAAU